UUUUGCUUUAAUUAAUUGCAAAAAGUGUGAUUGAAAGCCAUAAUUGAAAUAACAAAUCAGCAGCAAUUUGAAUCAAGAAGAUGGUGCAGUCGAAGUCCUUUCAGCUAGAAAAGGCUAAACAUCAAAAAUCUAUCAGAUGCAAGAAUCCAGGACGCAUCGUAUCUAGGAUUUUAGGACUGAUUGCUCUCGCAGGAUUUAUAUCUUGGUUCAUCCUGGCUAAUAUUCCGGAGGGAAAAAAUGUUCAAACCACGGCAAGAACGGCUGUCAGCACUGAAAAAAAGGAUAGCUUUAUGAGUGAUGAUGUUAUUUGCAAUCGUGAUUACUGUGAUAUUACUUGCAUCGGAGGACACGUCAAUGAUGUAGCUACCUUUCUGAAAAAUCAAUCUGAUUCUGAGUUGCUAUGCUAUACCAACAACAAGUUAACCAUUUAUGGAACUGAGUUUCCCAAUGCGACUUUAAUGAAAAAAUGGCUCACAGGAGAUUACCUCAUCGCGAGCCUGACUCUAAAAGAUACAAAUUUGGAAAUAAUUGAGCCAGGGGCUUUUGAUAGUUCUUGUUUUAAAAACCUCACUUCCCUUGAAAUUUCCAAUGCCAACAUUCAUUAUUUUCCAAAGGGAGUGCUUGCAGAUUUAACUUUGUUGAGUGACUUGAAAUUGGACAGUAGUGUAGAGGAUUUCUCACCAGAGUAUCUCGCAGGCAUAACGGAGAUCAUUACAUCGCUACAAGUGAGAAGAAUUCCUGCAAGGAAAUCUCCAAACGAUUUAUUCGGGAUCCUCCCUUUAACAAAACUUAACUCCUUGAACUUGUGCUAUAAUAACUUCGGAGAUACAAUUACUGUGGAUACUUUCGAAAAUAUUACACCGUCGAAAAAUCUGUUCUUGUGUGGCAGCCAAAUAAAUUCCUUGCCCAUUGGUACAUUCAACUCCCUUAAGAAUGGAUUUAUGUAUUUAGAUUUGCGGAAUAAUAAUUUGACACAAGUUUCUGCCGAAGUAUUCGAGCCAGUUAUUCCGCUCUAUAAGUUACUUGAAAUAAAGUUAGGAGGAAAUCCUUGGGAUUGUACCUACAAACUUUCACAAUUAGCUAAACUCAUUGAACAGAAUAAACGAUACUUCGAAGGUCCUUUUAUUUGUGAUUCGCCACCUGAAUUGGCUGGAAAAAAUUUAUCUGUUAGCAUUUUACCUGAGCCUCCAUCAACAACCACCACCACUGAAAAAACAACAACGGAAACUACAGAGGAAACAACUGAGAAAACCACUGUGACUUCGGAAACCACCGAGACAACUGAAACUACACAAAGCUCAACCAGAACAACUGAAGGUUCCAUUGAAACCACUACCCCAAACAACUCCUGCGAUUCAAAGGAUCCUUCUUUGGUUGAGUUCACUUGCGAGACCGAUGUAAUUGGAGAUGAUGAUAUCUGCAUAUCCGACAAUCCAGAGGCGAAAAGAAUUUUGCGGGUCAAGAAAAUGGAUGUGAAUUUUAACAUAGUAAAGGUUUCGCGUGGUUCCGUACAGAUUACCAUUGACGCAAUUGAGGGGAAUUCCUCAAUUCUAUGGUUCUACGAUACAUCCAGGAAUCUGAAGGAGGUCCAGAAUAACUACAGAAACUACUGCUUAGGUUGUGCAAAUCUCGAUACGCAGGAUUUUAUAAUAAACGGGCUGGAACUGGGGGAGCUUUACACUUUUUGUAUGGUUAAGGAUAAUAACUCUGAUACUUCUCCCUUGAACUGUCGCUCAUACUUUGUGGAUUAUGAAUGCAACGAUCAAGAAUGGAUACUGCAACAAUCACAAAUGACAAUUGUUGCAAUUUUUGUAGCGGGUGCCCUCCUUACUAUGUUCCUUGGUGCUGUUGUGAUGUUCUGGCUUAUUCAAUGCAACCCCACUUUAUUGAAAGGUUGUGAACGAAUCAUGGUUCUAAAUAAGAAUGCAAAGAAUAUUAUUGUUCUCCCAAAGGAUAAAUGUAAAGGGGCACUCAGUGGGGAGAUGGAGAAAACUCCGAGUAAAAGGGACAUCAAGCGAAAACUUUCCACAGAAACUGUAGCAAGUUCUCGAAGCUGUGAUCCUCCAAACUAUGAAACAAUACCCUACGAACCUGUUGCAACGAUGCGGAAGGAUAGCAUGUAUUUCGAACGACUCCCAAAGCACUCACCACCGCCACUACCAAAGAGGUUAUCUGAAGGAAGUGUUUCAAACUUUCCAGGGGAAGUCGACAAAGUUAUUAUAGCUGAAAAAUUAACUGAAAAUGGAUAUUUGGUUCCCAACAGUCAAGCUUAACAGCACCAAAACCUUACUGUUCCACCUAGGUCAUAAAUCAGCCUAGAAAAUUUCAAAGUCCAAGAAUUCAAUUAUUAUCAUUAUCACAU
Hermetia illucens (black soldier fly) is the source of this 2362-nucleotide messenger RNA. RefSeq lists its product as uncharacterized. Bases 81 to 2273 code for a protein of 730 amino acids. The record is from RefSeq and is a predicted model, not a curated record. The transcript has 5 exons. NCBI's taxonomy places the organism in Eukaryota, Metazoa, Arthropoda, Insecta, Diptera, Stratiomyidae.